Molecule: messenger RNA, 963 nt
Organism: Saccharomycodes ludwigii
Lineage: Eukaryota; Fungi; Ascomycota; Saccharomycetes; Saccharomycodales; Saccharomycodaceae
Gene: PML39
Product: Pml39p
Exons: 1
Coding region: 1-963 (320 amino acids)
Molecular function (GO): zinc ion binding
Source: RefSeq, a predicted model, not a curated record
AUGACUGAGAAGUUUGGAAAGGAGAAAAAUCAUACAGUCACUACCACUAAUAUUGGAAACAUUUAUAGUACUAACAACAUAGAAUACCAGGAAUAUUCUAAUAAACUCCGAAAAAUAUUAGACAAGAAUGUAAUUGGUGCAGAUAGUAAAAAUUCUGAUCGUCUUAACGUUACUAGACUUUACAAAAUAGAUAAACAUUAUUGUUCUAAAAUUAAGAAGAAUGACAAAGAACAACAAAGUAUAUUAAAAUAUAAUAACAUGACCUUUUUUUUAAACGAAAAACUUUCUCCAAUAGUGAAACAUAUUAACAAUUCUAUCAAAUUGCUAACAGAAAGCUAUUUGAUAUUUGACCCACAAAGCUUCAAUCCCGUUAUAAUAGCAUCACACGGUUGGUCGUUGCUCAAUCGAAAAAAUAAAAACAAAUACAAAAAUACAAUUUUUUUAUAUUGUGACAUUUGUCAUAAGAUGUUAUGUUUUACAUUUGAUGCCCAUAAUUAUUGCUCUUUUGAUUUUUUAAAAAAGGACCUCGUUACUUUUGACAAACAUAAAUAUACAGCUCAAUUAGUUUCUGCUCAUAGUAAAAGUUGCUAUUGGCAUACUCAUACUUUUGAUUAUCUAAAUAAAUAUUAUAUCACAGAAAAUAAUUUGAUAUUGGAUGUGGAAAGAUUAGGACAUGGUAAUGAAAUUUCCACAGAAUUGUCCCCCUCAUUGAAAUUACAAGGAUGGGAUCCUUUUGAAUCAACUGAUAGUAACAAGUACGUUAAAUGUAAGAUGUGCUUUAAAAUAUGCCAAAUUCAAGAAAUUCAAAACAAUGAUUUCAAUAGACAUGAGACUUGGUGCAGAUAUCGUUCGAAUCUUGAGAUUUUAGUUAAAAAAUUAGGUACUCACAAUGAUACUGAUGACAAAACAGUUGAGUUUUUUGAUAGAGUUAAAAAGCUGGAAAUUUUUUUGGAAAGUUUGUGA